CUAUCAAAUGUAGAAUUAUGUAUGUAGUGUUAAUCAUAUGUUACCAUUCAAAACAACUCAGUUGUUUCGAGCGACUCUGACGAUUAGGUAACCUUCCUAGCGACGACAUCGGUGCGGCUUUCCUCUUUUGUUUCUAUUUCAAGUUAGAAUUUUUAAAGGUAAAUAAAAUUUAACGCUGAAAAAUGUCGUGAAAAUACUUAUGUAUCUCUUAAGUAAAGAAAGCACAAGAAACUAUGCAAUGGAAAUCAAAAUCGACAGAAAGAGGAAACAAGAGAGUAAAAGAAAGAGGUUUGUCCAAAUAGUGAGGAGAACAAGAAAAAUAGUCCCUUUCGGUAGUUUUGUCGAUGUCUGCUAGUAGCCAGCCAACCAGGCUGUAUGAUUUAAUGUUGGUUUAGAUCUGACCUGAUGCAAAUCAAGUAAUGAAUACGUCGAUCAUGAUUUAUUCGUUCCUAUGAAGUGCGUAGUAUUCAAGAAUCGCCUGCACAAACAAGAACAAAAAGAGAAAAAACCAGGACAGUUCCAUGCCUCCUCUCUAACCCUAUGCUAAGGCAGUGGAAAGGACGUAGUUUAUAUUCAAGACUGAAUGUGGUUAAGACAUCACGAUUGUUUCCUUGUUCAGGAACACUACCUCAUAUUUACAUAUAUUUAGCAUCAUUGUCUCUCAAGUAUCCUGUGGGUUGGAAAAAUCAUUUAUUUUUAGAAGAUGAUGAUACAUUUUUGGUUCUGCCGUUGUGAUUUUACUUGAAACAAUGAAGAAGAAAUUCCGUUGCUGAUCUUCCUUGGGGAAUUACAGAUAAUUUGAAAUUCCCGUUUCUGACCAUAUGGGUGUAUAUCGAACAAAUGCUGAUAUUUCAUACCCUGUUAGAGUCUUUCCUUGAAGAGUAUCCACUGCCUGUUCUAACAACAGAAUACCAGUUAACCAUUCUUCUCAACUAUGGUAUAGUCCUUUGAUAUGGUUGCUAGCCUGUUAAGAAGUAAUUUCUGAUAUAUCUAAGCCAUAUCUUGACUUCAGCUGCUAUCUGUUCUCUGUACACACCUACUUCUCCAUUUUUGGCACCUAUUCCAUAUAUUACUCAACUCAUGCCUUUACUUACUGUACUCACAAAGUGGAAAGUUACUCUACUAAUAUACUCAGAGUAAAACUUUAGACGCAUUUUCAUGCUUUCAAGUCCUGUGUGAUUUAUCAAAUACAUACGUUCUUAGAUAUUCCAUCCUUUUUCUUCACACUCUCUGAGUACAGAUUGGAAAUGUCUAGUUUAUUUUCUGUUGAAGACAAAAAACAGAGAAUUAUGAGAAACAUCGAUAUAGAGCCAAGUUGUAGCCGGCCACAAGGUACAUCGAGUAGAAUUAAUGAUCCUGGAAAUUAUCAGUUGUCACAGUUAAGGCUCUCAGAACUGCCAGUUACUCUGGAGACCAAUGAAGAACCUGCUCCACAUCAUUCCGCCCCCUCAACAGUGCCCCUUCAUCGUGGUCAGACAGCAUCAUAUUUACACUGUUACCCCCCACCAAAAUCAGACUUUUUAUCAACCCUUUCAACUGACAUGGUCCGUCAUAGUUCCAGCAACAGAGACAGUCAUCGUAAAGAUAUUGGUCAGUCAAAAAGUUCCUAUAGUAUAUAUGAGAACAGUGAUUCUUCAAAAGAAUGGAAAAGGAAACCAGUGUCACUGCCAUCAACAUCUCACGUAGACCCAUGUAGUAUGCCUAUACCAACGAGUAUGGGAACUAAUAAAAAUAGUCAUCAUCAUGGAGAUUUUAACAGUGACUCUUUAACACCAUUGGAGGUUAGGAAAAAAAUGCCUGAUGGAAGUGGCCCUAGUGAUAUAUGUCAUCGUCAGUGUAUUUCUGAUAUUCCCUUUAAGAAAAGACUAGCCAAUCGAUCUGUGGAUAUUGGGAUUGUUCAAAAUCCUGUUGAUGUUGCGCUCAUUGAGCAAGGACUUGAGAAUCAAAUAAAUAUUGGAAUUGUUGAGAACCCUGUUAAUAUUGGAAUAUUAAAAAACCCUAACAGUAUUGAAAAUCUUGAUAAUUAUAUGGAGCCCCUCAACAAAGUCUGUGUGGAGAACGAUCGGUCAAAACCAGUUUGUUGUAAUGAAUUGGUUUCCAAAUGGCUCAAGAGCCAUCCAGCUAGAAUUAACAAUAGCAGUAGUGUGAAAUAUUCUCGGGAUAUACCAACCACACUGCCAAAUAAAAUGGCAGGGAGUUUGGAAAACCAAAAAGUCCAUAUGAAGCAUAUUAGUAUUCCUCAGAAUUGUCAUUCUUCUCUAAACAAAUAUGAUAAGCCUGGCUGUAGUGGAUUUUUGGAAAGGGAAGAUCAUCAAAUGGGUAUGAAAGAUCAAGCAGGAAACGGUAAUGAUUUCAGGAAAGCAACACGCCCAGAAGCUGCUAGUGUGUGUUCAACUUCAAAGUCAGACUGUGUUGACAGUUUAAGGAUGCGUGAAAUGGAUGUCAGCCAUAGUCACAACACAGCAUCAUUUCCAAAUGGGUUUGAACAUAGACUUAAUAAAUACAAUAAUAGCAGCAGCAAUAGCACAUAUAACCUUAAAAUAUGCCACAGCAAUAACAGCAGCAGCAGUAACACUUCAGAAAAUAAUUAUAACUUUUCGCGGGUUGACAUGUACCCUAUAAAUAUCAUCAAAUUAGAUGAUUUUAAGGGUGUCUCAGAUUUUCUUCGAACUCUCAAUGAAGAACCUAAUAAGAAAAAGAAGACUGGUAAUAUAGGUAAUGCCAUUCCAAUAGAGAGUUCUAGUAAUAAUAAUUGUAAUGGUUGUGGUGCCAGUAGUAGUAGCAGCAGUAGCAAUAACAGCAGCAGUGUGGGUCCUAGCACUAGUGAUGCUACACCAAAUUCAAAUACUGGUGCUCUUGUUGCUCCAGGUCCAAGUAGUCGAUUUGCCAAUGUCCUUAACUUGAGUUUUAAUGAAAACUUGGACAGCUUCUCCAAAACGGGUAAUAGUGAGUGUGCUGCAAGUAGUGGUGUUGGUAACGGCAGCAGCAGUAGUGAUAGUAACCUAACUGCAUCUGAACGCAGUGUAGAUUGUGUGGUCAAUCUCAGCCAAAAUAUCACUGACAACUGCAAUAAUGGAGCAAAAACUGUGAUGUCUAUAGAUCGACCAAGUGGCAGUGGAACUAGCUCUGGCAGUAUAAUUAGCUCCACAUCAAAUGUCCAUCCUUCUAGUAGCAGCAGUAGUAGCAGCCACAAAGCUGUUAUUGUUAACGUGCCCAAUCUGAGUGCAGACAGUGGGAUGAGGCCUGCAGUCGACAGCAAUCAAAAAGGACAUGGAGAGCAGCUGCCAAAUCCAGGAGAAAAGGACCUUGAAAUGGAAUUCUAUGAAUCUGUCCUUGAACUUGAGAAUGAAUACAGUGCAACUAACGUGUUAGAUAACAACGUUGCUGUGACUUCAACACCUUCAUUGUCAAAUGGUACCAGUGUUGAUUCUUCCACAACAACAGUCAGUGUUGAUACUGUAAACAAUGUCAGUGCUUCGUCCACUCCUGAAGGGACAAACUCCGAUAUUAAAUGCAGAUUGUGUCGCAAAACAUUUAAAUAUGAGAGCAACCUUCAAUCACAUAUGAGUGCACACAAACGACGUAAAUGCUUCAAGUGUGAACAAUGUACAAAAACUUUUACAUUUUUGUCUGACUAUUACCAACAUACACUAUUACAUCAUAGUGGCUUAACUCUUUACACUUGUGACUAUUGUCAGGAACAAUUCCUUAGUACCUCAGAGCUUGAAUCACAUCGUGUUACACAUGAUGGAAAAAGACCCUACCAAUGUCGUUACUGUGAGAAAAAUUACAUUCGCAAAGGGGACUUGAAAAAACAUCUAAGAGUACAUUCAGGAGAGCGACCAUAUCAAUGUGAACUGUGUGGUAAGUCUUUCAGUGCCGGUUCUGGUCAGUUGGCGAAACAUCUCCGCAUACAUCUUGAUGAGAAGCCAUUUUCUUGUAACUAUUGCAACAAAACUUUCACAGAUAAGGCCAAUGCCGACAAACACAUGAUGUUUCAUGUAGGAGAAAAGUUAUUUAAGUGCACACUGUGUAGCAAGGCCUUCAUGCAGAAAUGUGAUUUGUUACGUCAUAUUCGUACGCACACUGGGGAGAAGCCACACACUUGUGAAUAUUGUGGCAAGGCAUUCAGUGAUCAAUCAGCAUUCUCAAAACAUCGGCGUAUUCAUACAGGAGAAGGGAUGCUCAAAUGCACACAUUGUGACAAGACAUUUAAUAACCCCUACAACCGAACUAGGCACAUGCGGCUUCAUACACGGGAAAGAGCUUUUCCAUGCGACUUGUGCGACAAAAUUUUCACAUGCAACUACAGCGUUAAAAUGCACCGUCGCAUACACACAGGUGAGAAACCUCACAAGUGUGACUAUUGCUUCAAAACUUUUAUCAGCAGCAGCAACCUUAAUAAACAUUUAAAGACACAUCACCCUGUCAAAGCAGUGAAGUACGAGUGCUGUGGUACCAUGUAUGCAGACCCAGCUGCUCUCGAUGAACAUUUCAAGUCACAUGGUGCAAAGCAGUCUUGAUUUAGGAUUUUUCAGAUUUAAGAGUAAAUUUAAUUUUUAGAAUUAUAUGAUUCAAUUUCCAACGGUAUACCUGCAUUUGGUAGUAAAAGAAAAAUUUAAUUUCAGGAUGGGGGCAAGUUUAUCCUUUAUAAUUUUUUUGUUUAAAUCCUCCUUCACAGUUUCUCACUUGUCUAUUCUUAAGAAAGAAAGAAAGAAAACAUCAGCUCCAAUAACAGAAA
This is a messenger RNA of Octopus bimaculoides (California two-spot octopus), 4741 nucleotides long. RefSeq lists its product as uncharacterized. NCBI's taxonomy places the organism in Eukaryota, Metazoa, Mollusca, Cephalopoda, Octopoda, Octopodidae. The record is from RefSeq and is a predicted model, not a curated record. Gene Ontology annotation, molecular function: DNA-binding transcription factor activity; RNA polymerase II cis-regulatory region sequence-specific DNA binding. Gene Ontology annotation, biological process: regulation of transcription by RNA polymerase II.